Messenger RNA from Rosa chinensis, 2405 nucleotides. Its product is annotated as zinc finger CCCH domain-containing protein 18. NCBI's taxonomy places the organism in Eukaryota, Viridiplantae, Streptophyta, Magnoliopsida, Rosales, Rosaceae. The record is from RefSeq and is a predicted model, not a curated record. The transcript has 8 exons. Bases 284 to 1984 code for a protein of 566 amino acids. Gene Ontology annotation, molecular function: metal ion binding; RNA binding.
UUUUUGAAUUUUGAAGUUUUCUGUCAGUUUUCAGAGAUUAACAUUAUUUAUGUUUUUUCAGAUAAAGUUUUAGUGUGAGAGUACUUACUACUAGACAUGGACUCGUAACCAGAGGACCCAGAAAAAGAAAAAGGUUAAAAAAAACAACACACAGACUCAUUGUGUUUCAGUUGUUGGGGCUUUCAAGUUCUUUUCUUUGAACAAAGUUUCUGCUGGACUUGGAAACUGAAUGAUUUAGUGGUUAUUGUUUCUACACGUAUGUACAUUUGCAGGGAAUAGAUAGAUGAUGGAUUUUUCGGACUCUACAAAACUUGUUUUUGGUAGAAUACAGGAGGUAGACCCAGAAAAUGUUACAAAGAUUAUAGGUUAUCUUCUUUUACAAGGUCAUGGGGAACACGAAAUGGCUCGCUUGGCCCUGGCUCCAGACCAUCUGUUUCACCAAGUGGUGCUGAAAGCUAAGGCUGAACUUCAGCGGUUGGCUAACAAAUCAGUGUCAUCCCCAAUCUCACCUUCCAUAAAUCCACCGUCCGCUGCUUUCGCCCCAUUUUCGCCUGUUUCUUCUAGGCCUCCUGCAGCCUUUCGGCUCCCAACCCCCUGUUGGGAUCCCCAACUUGUUUCUAAGCAGAACAUGGAUUUCAUGCCAUUCGGAUUCUCCGAUUCUACUGAGGAACUGCAAAACCAGGCUCGAUUUUUGAGUUUUGAGGAUCAAAUGGAACCACUCAAUUCCGGUAUUUCAGGAUACCCUGAUGAGUACUAUUAUCGGGAUGCUACACUCGGGGGAAGCUUAAGUCCUAGACAAGGUAGACGAUUUUCAAGUCUAGAGUUUCCCGUUAAAAUUUGUCACUACUUCAGUAAGGGCUUUUGUAAGCAUGGAAGCAGCUGUAAGUAUUACCAUGGACAAGUGAUUCCUGAGAGCUUCUCUCAGAUGUAUGGGAAUGAUGGCAUUAUUGAUGAUCAUGUUAUCUCGCCCAUGUCUCUUGAGAAGUUGGAGUGGGAAAUCGUCGAGCUGCUUAGAUCAAGAAGGGGGACUCCUAUUUCAAUUGCUUCUCUGCCAAUGAUGUAUUAUGAGAAAUACGGAAAAUCUCUUCAAGCAGAAGGCUACCUCACCGAAAGCCAGAGACAUGGGAAAGCUGGUUAUAGUUUGACAAAGCUUCUUGCUCGGCUUGGAAGCAGUAUACGGCUGAUUGACAGGCCUCAUGGGCAGCACGCAAUAAUUUUGGCAGAAGACUCAUUAAAAUACAUGGACCAUCGGAAUGAGAGAGGUGAUCCUGGUCCAAUUGUUAGUGGUUCUCGGCAAAUAUAUUUAACAUUUCCAGCUGACAGCACCUUUAGUGAAGAUGAUGUCUCCAACUACUUCAACACCUUUGGCCCUGUUGAAGAUGUAAGGAUCCCCUGCCAACCGAAAAGGAUGUUUGGGUUUGUAACCUUUGUUAAUGCAGACACUGUGACAAUGAUUUUGUCAAAAGGAAAUCCUCAUUUUGUUUGUGGGGCUCGUGUUCUUGUGAAACCUUACAGGGAAAAAUCAAAGCUUGCUGAAAGAAAGUACCAAGAGAGAAUGGAGCCAGCUGAUCAUUAUUCUCCACACUACUCAGAUAUGGAACCCGAGUUUCAUUCGAUGUCAAGAUGGUGUCAUAAUUCUAGAUUCCUGCGAAAGAAGCUGCUGGAAGAGCAAGAAUUUGCACUUGAACUUGAGAGGAGUAGGCUGGCUGAGCUGCAUUUUAUGCAAAAGCCAGUUGCAAAUCAGCCCUAUUCUGGUUACUUAAUGGAUGGGCGAAAAGUCUCGGAAGUUCAUGCAGAUAAUUUCAACGUCCCGCCUGCAGAAUGUUUUGAUUAUCUGUUAGAUGUUAUAAACAAUGGGUCCACAAGUGAUGAUAAACCCAAACAUACAGGCACCAACUACACCGAGCAAGAGAGUCAAGGACUUAAUCUCCCAGAUAGCCCAUUUGCAACUUCGAUAGCUAGUGGCAUUUCAGCUGUCAUAUAGGAUCAGUGACACAAAGAAGAUUAGAGUUAGGUACCAGUCCAAAAGGCAAUGAUAUGUUUGGUUCUACACAUAACAGCUCUCUUCCUUUUCUCGGCUUCAUUGGCGUUUGUCAAAAGUUUCCUGCAAGUACAUAUCGUCUGCAUGAAGAAACGCUAGAUGACAUUCCUCCCUAUCACUACUGGGUUGAACGACGUAAUUUGAUACUUAGAAGUACAGGUAAAAAUUAAUGUUGAUCACAGAAGGCAAAGACAGAUAGGUCUUUAUAUUUAGUCUUUUAGUGGAAGAAAGGUGUAGAGUAUAUGCAGGUGUUUCAGGGAGCUUAAUAAUAUACUGUUCAUAUUCAUAGCUCUGUCACCAUGAGCAAAAUGUGAACGAACUUCAACUACAAGUUUUAAGUACUACAUAUACUAGUUUGAUCAAA